Molecule: messenger RNA, 1113 nt
Organism: Carya illinoinensis
Lineage: Eukaryota; Viridiplantae; Streptophyta; Magnoliopsida; Fagales; Juglandaceae
Product: ras-related protein RHN1-like
Exons: 8
Coding region: 397-945 (182 amino acids)
Molecular function (GO): GTP binding; GTPase activity
Source: RefSeq, a predicted model, not a curated record
AGAUGGAAAGAUCAGAUUAUUAUCAUUAAAAGCAAAUCUAAAAAGUAAGUGCAACAAACCUACCAGUCAUCGCCACAUCAAAACUACCAGUCUCAUACUCCUCUUUCUUCUUCUCCAUCCACUCCUUUCUAUGGAAACUUCGUGUGAAUUUUGUUCUCUCUCUCCAGCUGUCUCUCAAGAUCCUCUCUCUUUCAUUCAAGUUUUGCGGUUUUGAUCGAAGGAAUCAAAAUGGCAAGGCCAGGCAACAAGAUUAUACAAGCCAAGCUGGUGGCUAUGUAUGGGAGUAAUUUAUUUGUUCUGCUGAAGGAUCGAUAUGGCUUAUAUUGACUAGGAAAUUGUGGUCUUUCAAGGAUAUUUUUGGGGCUACAGAUUCUCAAGACGGUGGUUCUAGGGGACAUGGGAACUGGGAAGACCAGUUUAGUCUUAAGAUUUGUCAAAGGCCAGUUUGUUGAUCACCAGGAACCAACUAUUGGAGCAGCUUUUUUCACUCAGAUACUGUCCUUAGCUGAAGCAACGGUGAAGUUUGAUAUAUGGGAUACGGCAGGACAAGAGCGAUAUCAUAGCUUGGCUCCUAUGUAUUAUCGUGGUGCUGCAGCAGCUUUGGUAGUAUAUGACAUAUCAAGCAUGGAUACAUUCACUCGAGCCAAACAAUGGGUUCAAGAAUUGCAUAGACAAGGAAAUAAAAAUAUGGUGAUGGCAUUAGUUGCAAACAAGUCUGAUCUGGAUGCAAAGAGAGAGGUUAAGACCGAGGAGGGGGAGAAAUUUUCUCAAGAAAAUGGUAUGUUUUUCAUUGAAACAUCAGCAAAAACUGCACACAAUACCGGUGAACUCUUCCAUGAAAUAGGUAAAAGACUAGCAAGAGCAGCCCCUUCAAAGCGAGGUGGGAUGAAUCUACUCAACGAAACACAAGAUAGAAGAAGAAGACUACGUUGUUGUACAGGUUGACGUCCUUACCACUUCAAGUGCCCUUGAGUAAUAAAUGAUAUCAAGGAAUAAAUGAUAUCAAGGUCCUUUUGGAUUUCAUUGUGAAAAAAUGCUUAUUUUUCAGAACCAGGCCAUUUGUUAAAGAUUUAUAGCGCCUCCUAUAUCUAAAUUGGUUAAUUGGUUCCAUAA